CUGUUAUCUAUAAUAUCGCAUCGAUCUCUGGUUCAAACUUCUAUCGACACAAAACGAAAUGGAAAAUGUGGUUCCAUUUUUCUGAUUUUUUUUGACCGACCUCGUUAAAAUUAAUGUAUACAAAUUUUUCAACAUAUUAUUUGUUCAACGAUAUCAUACUAAAUUGAUUAAACCUGAGGUCCUGAAACAAAAGCUGUUAUUGUAAUUAUUUUGUAAAACUAUCACUCAAUCAUGUCCGCGAAGCGGCAAGCUACGACUGAUUUAAAUCACGACAACUGGGAUCAAGAAGAUGACGAACCGGAAGAAAGCGAAGGUUUUAAAAUUGCAUCAAAAGAAGUUCUUGAAAAACGUGUUAUUAGGACCGCUAAACGACGAUCCAACGUAACUAGCGAGGGCCAGAAAAGUGUAUUCAGUGGCUUUGGAGGCUUUAAUAAAACACAAAAGACUUCCUUUGACUUUUUAGCAAAUUUAACUAAUGGUAAAUCAACUAAUACUGGUGUCAGUAAUCAAGAGGGAUCAUCUCUUUUUUCAUCAAAGACAUUCUCAAAUCAAAGUACAGCACUAUUUACACCAUCAGAUAUAUCUAAUAAUAUAACGAAUACAGAUGACAAAAAUCAAGAGGGAUCAUCAUCUCCAUUUACAUCAAAGACAUUUACCAAUUCAAGUAAAGGACUAUUUACACCAUCAGAUGUCUCUAAACCAACUUCUAGUUUGAUCAAAUCUACAGUUGCAGGAAGUCAAACAGAUUUUAAAAACAGUGAAAGUCCAUUCAAAAGUCAUACUACUUCAUCACCAAUCACCAAUUUUAACUUUUCACCUAAACCAAAUUCUGGAAAUAUUGGUAACCCUGUAUCACAAACAACAAAUAAUAUAUUUAGCGACCAAGCUGAAAAUAUUUUCUCUAAAAAAUCUUUUAAAAUGUCACCAUCUUCCAAUACAUUGUCUGCUUCCCCAAGUAAUAAAUGUCAAUCUAUUGAAGAAACUAAGAAAGAAGAAAAGAAAGAUACUGUAGAUGAGUCCAAAUUUAUCACUAUAAAGUGUGAUGCAAAUACAAUAGAUGGAAAGACAUUAAAGUAUUAUAAAUACCUGGCGGGCUUAAAUAUAUCUCUGUCUGAAUGGAUAAAGAAAAAUAUUGAUGAUUCACCAGUCUGUAUUCUUUCUCCAAUAUUUAAAGACUACGAAAAACAUCUUAAAGAAAUUCAAGAUGAAUAUUUUAACAGAGAUGGAGCUCAAGGUGAUUUCGCACAGAAUCUGAAAAGUAAUCCUAAAGUGCCAUCUACUGCACAAGCAAAUAAUGUAGCUGUAACUUCUAAUAAUUCUACAAGUUCAACAACAGAAGAGAAGAAAUCCUUAAGUAUGGUUUUUGGAACACCUGCAUCUAAUAAUAAACAGGCAAAAGACACGGGGUCACUUUUUGGUAAUGUGCCAAAAGUGCAGAGUUUCACAUCUUCUAAUACUGCUGCACAAGCAAAACAUAUACUUUCUCCUACUGGUGUAACUUCUCACCAAUCUACAAGCUCAACAUCAGAAGAAAAGAAAUCUUCUAAUAUUGUAUUUGGAACACCCACAUCUAAUAAUACCCAAGCAAAAGACAUGGGUUCUGUUUUUGGCAAUGUGCCAAAAGUGCAAAGCUCCACAACAUCUUUAAGUUCUGCUGCACAAGCAAGUAAUAUACUUUCUCAAAGUUCCGUUUCUUCUCAUGUGUCUACAAUUUUAACACCAGAUGAGAAGAAAUCCUCAAGUAUGAUAUUUGGGACACCUACAACCAAUAACACCCAGGGAAAAAACAUGGGUUCACUUUUCGGCAAUGUGGCAAAAGCUCAGAGCUUCACUUCAUCUUCAAGUACACAAGCAAGUAAUAUACUUUCUCAUACCUCUGUUACCUCUAAUGAGUCUACGAGUUCAACACCAGAAGAGAAAAAAUCCUCACAUAUGGUAUUUGGAACACCAGCAUCUAAUAAUACCCCAGCAAAAGACAUGGGUUCACUUUUUGGUAAAGUGCAGAGUCCCACAACAUCUUCAAGUACUGCUCAAAAUCCAAAACUUGGCUUUUCAUUUGGAAUUUCUUCAGUAGCUGGUUCAACACCAGUUACAAGCAGUGGUGGAUUUACUUUUGGCAUUAAUAAUUCAUCUCAAACCACCUCAUUAUUUGCAACAAAACCAAUUGUUUCUAAUAUUAACGGUAAUUCACAAUUCUCAUUUGGUGCUGGUAAACCUUUUAGUUUUAAUUCAAAUAUACAAAGAAAAGAUGAGAGUAAUGAGGAUACUAAAACUAAGGAAGAUGAAGAUGAACCUCCUAAAGUUGAAUACACACCAAUGGUAGAAGAAAACAGUGUUUUUGACAGAAAAUGCAAAAUAUUUGUUAAAAAAGAUGGUAACUUUGUUGACAAAGGUGUAGGUACAUUGUAUAUUAAAACAAUUGAAGAUAGCAAAAAGCAUCAACUAUUAGUGAGAGCAAAUACAUCGUUAGGAAACAUUUUGCUCAAUUUGGUUCUUGCUACAUCUGUACCUACACAACGUAUGGGCAAGAAUAAUGUAAUGCUAGUUUGUAUUCCCACACCUGAUGCAAAACCACCUCCAACUCCUGUUCUUAUUAGGGUAAAGACAUCAGAGGAAGCAGAUGAGUUACUAGAGAAAUUAAAUAACUAUAAACAGUAGAAUAAAUUGAUCACAUUAGUACAUAACUUGAAUACCCAGUGCAAACAUUCCAGAAUACCCUGGCUGUCCAGAAGGUAAAAUCCAAAAUGAAAAUUAAAAAAUUAUAAGUAGUUCACUGCAUUUUCAAGUAUCAAUUAUUAUUAAUAACUGGUCAAUAAAUUGGAAUGGGUCUGUGUCCAUAAUUCUGUAAUUUCGGGCUACCCAGGAUUUGUAUUUUUACCUUAAUGAUGAAUUUAAAUUAAGGGAAAUUGAUAUAUGCCUGUAUGGACUGAAUUACUGUUGUGAAACAAUAUUAUUGUUUUGUUACUGAACAAGUGUUAUAUGAUAUGAUUAUGAAUUAUAAUUUGAUUCUUUUUGUAAAUAAAAUACAAUAUUCCAA
Pieris brassicae (large cabbage white) is the source of this 3037-nucleotide messenger RNA. RefSeq names its product nuclear pore complex protein Nup50 (gene Nup50). Bases 232 to 2658 code for a protein of 808 amino acids. NCBI's taxonomy places the organism in Eukaryota, Metazoa, Arthropoda, Insecta, Lepidoptera, Pieridae. Gene Ontology annotation, biological process: protein import into nucleus. Gene Ontology annotation, cellular component: nuclear pore. The transcript is spliced from 3 exons. The record is from RefSeq and is a predicted model, not a curated record.